Lasiodiplodia theobromae is the source of this 855-nucleotide messenger RNA. Its product is annotated as 2OG-Fe oxygenase. Gene Ontology annotation, cellular component: endoplasmic reticulum. The transcript has 2 exons. Gene Ontology annotation, molecular function: procollagen-proline 4-dioxygenase activity; L-ascorbic acid binding; iron ion binding. Gene Ontology annotation, biological process: peptidyl-proline hydroxylation to 4-hydroxy-L-proline. The coding region runs from base 1 to 855 and encodes 284 amino acids. Lineage: Eukaryota; Fungi; Ascomycota; Dothideomycetes; Botryosphaeriales; Botryosphaeriaceae. The record is from RefSeq and is a predicted model, not a curated record.
AUGGAGCUCAGCAUUGGCUCUAUCUUCAAGUACCUGUUCUACACCAUCGUAGGCUACAUCUUCGUUGGCUCGCCCAUUUUGCGAAUCUUCCUGGGUGGCCGGCCGCCGGCGCCAGAGUUUGAAAACUUCGUCAAGAGUGACCGUCUCGUCAUCCCCGACGAGAACCUGGUCUGCCCGGACUAUGGCUACAAUGUGCGUAUCCUCAGCAGGGAUCCGCUUGUCAUCUACAUUCCCGACUUCCUGAGCGCUGCAGAAGCAAAGCACAUGGUUGCUAUCAGCGAGGACAAGUUCAAGCCGUCGACCGUAUGGACUGGGGAAGAAGAGCGUCUUGACCCGAGCGUGCGCGUAUCUGAGAAGGCCGAGAUAGAGCGCGACGAGGUGGUGCAGUGCAUCGAAGAGCGUGCCCGCCUCUUCCAGGGCUGGCGCCCCUACACCUUCAUCGAAAAGCUGUGGACGCAGCGCUACGGACCCGGCGGCCACUACGUCCACCACUUCGACGGGCCUACCAACAUCGCCCGAGGCGGCCGCAUCUCCAGCUUCAUGGUCUACCUGGACGGCAACUGCACCGGCGGCGGCACCAAUUUCCCGCGCCUGGAGAUGCCCGCCGACAGGCAGUGGUGCGAGCUGCUCGACUGCGACGACACAGAGAACGAGGGCAUCACCUUCAAGCCCAUCGCCGGCAACGCUGUGUACUGGGAGAACUUCCGGCCGGACGGGUCAGCGUACGAGGAGGCGUGGCAUGCCGGACUUCCGGUGCGGACGGGCACCAAGAUUGGCCUGAACAUCUGGAGCUGGUACCAGCCCGGGUAUGACCCGAAAGCUGUCUCGCACGACGAGCAGCCAUCCGAGCUGUGA